AUCAGCGUAAGCAUCAGCCAGCCACGGACGAAACCGCACAAGCAUCAGUUAACAGGCCAACCGACCCAGUUCACUGGAGCCAAUCCUUUUCCCGAAGUUACGGAUCGAAUUUGCCGACUUCCCUUACCUACAUUAUUCUAUCGACUAGAGGCUGUUCACCUUGGAGACCUGAUGCGGAUAUCGGGCCGUCCAGAGAACACGAGACAUCACAGAAACCGCGAUGCUUUACGGAAACAACGUCCCUAUCUACGGCUGAACCGAUUCCAGGGAGUCCGUUCCUUAACUAGAGAAGAGAACUCUAGCUCGGUCUCUGAGCGACGUAACCAACUGGGCUCACGCCCAAAGCCUUCGACGCAACCGCCACGUCCCUCCUACUCGUUGCGGCCAGGCGAUAGACAACGCACAAGCCAGCAACGGCUGGGUAUAGGUCUCUCGCUCAAGCGCCAUCCAUUUUCAGGGCUAGUUGAUUCGGCAGCGGGUACCGACUUCCAUGGCCACCGUCCUGCUGUCUAUAUCAACCAACGCCUUUUAUGGGGUCUCAUGAGCGAGAAGUUAGGCACCUUAACCCAACGUUUGGUUCAUCCCACAGCGCCAGUUCUGCUUACCAAAAAUGGCCCACUUGGAGCUCGCGUUCGUGUCAACAGUUCAAUAAAUAUUCUUUUUUUGCAUUCUCCGCCCAUUACGCAAGCUCCGCCCACUCGCCCACGCAUUUCGACAUUGCCAUUUGAUAGAGCUCGAAAAGAUCUAUCAGAUGAUAUCAAGAAAUCC
Ostertagia ostertagi is the source of this 768-nucleotide messenger RNA. Lineage: Eukaryota; Metazoa; Nematoda; Chromadorea; Rhabditida; Trichostrongylidae. The record is from the annotation of a GenBank genome assembly.